Molecule: messenger RNA, 2786 nt
Organism: Epinephelus lanceolatus (giant grouper)
Lineage: Eukaryota; Metazoa; Chordata; Actinopteri; Perciformes; Serranidae
Product: complement factor B-like
Biological process (GO): response to bacterium; proteolysis; complement activation
Cellular component (GO): extracellular region; membrane; extracellular exosome
Molecular function (GO): serine-type endopeptidase activity; G protein-coupled receptor activity
Source: RefSeq, a predicted model, not a curated record
AUCCAGGAUCAAAACUGGCCUAUUUAAAGUGAAGACACACAGACAAGAGUCAUCUGAACUACAACAGUCAAAAUCAACAGGUUCAACAUGGGAUUUUCUGUGCACUGGAGUUGGCUUGCUGCACUUUUAUGUCUCCUCUGUAUGGGAGGUGAAGUUCGAUGUGACUGCACAGAAGACCGUAUGGCAAUGGAGGGAGGUCAUUAUUCACUGACCAAGAAGCUGACGACAGGCAGCAUGUUGGUCUACCACUGUCCUGAGGGCUACUACCCAUACCCCCAUCUAACCCGCCUGUGCCAGGCUAAUGGCUCCUGGAAUCCAGCACCCAAAAGAUUUAGACCUCAGAGAUGCAAGCUUGUUGAAUGCCCAGACCCCACUGUGCUAGAGAACGGCAACGUCUCUCCUCCUCAGGAGAAGUACUUUGUGGACAAUGAGACCACGUAUGAGUGCUACUCUGGAUACACGCUGCGAGGUUCAGCCAAACGUGUGUGCUUAACAAAUGGAAAAUGGAGCGGCUCCACUCCCAUCUGCAGCCGUGACUCAGGGGACGUGUGUGCUGAUCCUGGUAUCCCAGCUGGUGCCUCAAGAACAGGGAACAUAUUUGGAAUUGACGACACAGUGAAAUACAGCUGCAACAGCGACCUGUUUUUAGUGGGGUCGAGUGAAAGGGUGUGUCAGGAGAACGGCCAGUGGACUGGCAAUGAGCCAGCGUGCUACUACAAACACACCUAUGACACUCCACUGGAGGUUUCAGAGGCGUUUGGUAGUGCGAUCAAAAACAGCCUCACCACUUUAGAGCCCAUCGAUGACACACAGGAGGGAAGAAAAAUACGGAUUUCAAAAAAUGGGACACUUAACAUCUACAUUGCCGUGGAUAUCUCUGAGAGCAUUGAAGAGAAAUACAUCAAGGAUGCAAGAGACGCUGUGAUCAAACUUAUUACAAAGAUCUCAUCCUUUUCCGUGACUCCAAACUAUGAAAUCAUAUUUUUCUCCUCUGAAUAUGAUGAAGUUGUCAGCAUUCUUGAUUUUUUGGAUGGCCAAGUCACACUAAGUGAAGUCAAGAAUAAGUUGGAGAGUUUUGAAGUAGGCGAGAAGAAGACUGGAACAGACCUGAACAUGGCCUUUACUACAUUCUUGGAGCGAAUGGCUCUUAUAAAACAAAGAGUUAAAACGGAGGCCUUCAAAGAACAUCAUCACGUCCUCAUCUUUUUCACAGAUGGUGCUUAUAAUAUGGGCGGAUCACCUGCACCUACUGUGGCAAAAAUAAAGAACAUGGUAUACAUGAACCAAACUGGUGAAGAUGAGGCUCAGUCAAGAGAAGAAUAUCUGGACAUUUAUAUUUUUGCCAUUGGAGCUGAUAUCUUUGAUGAGGACCUGCAGCCUCUCACAGCGGGGACUGGCGGAGAGCAUUACUUCAGAAUGAAGGACAUUGCAAACUUACAAGAGACCUUUGAUGACAUCAUUGAUGAAGAGGAAGUUAAGGGUCUGUGUGGUCUUCACAAGGACUAUGACUCAAUAAAAGACAAGAGAGAUGAAAGCACAAGGAAAAGGUAUCCAUGGUGGGCGUUCAUUACUGUCCAGAAAGAAGGACCGCCAAAGAACUGUCUCGGCUCUCUGGUGACCCCCAAGUUUAUCCUGACUGCUGCUCACUGCUUCACAUUUGGAGAUUUACCUGAGAACGUCAGAGUUGAGAUUGAUGAUGGACAGGGCAGAGUGAAAAAAGUGAAAACCUUCAAGCUGCACCCAAAGUACAAUAUUAAAGCUAAAAUUAAUGACGGCGUGAAGGAGUUCUACGACUACGAUGUGGCUCUCAUCCAACUGGUGGACGAUGUUCAGAUCUCCAAUGCUGUUAGGCCUAUUUGCAUCCCAUGCACCCAGGAGACCAGUGAUGCUCUAAAACUGGUUGGUGAAUCCACCUGCAAACAACAAGAACAGAUGCUGUUAAAGACUCAUCUUGAAAGACUCAACUUCCUGACCAAGAAAGGAACCACUAUAUCUGAAAAAGAUGUCCACGCUAAGCUUGGCGAUAAUAGAGACAUGUGCAUCCAACACGCAUUAGAGGCAGACGGCAUCACAACGAUUAAUCCAAAGGAUGCAGUGACUGAUAACUUCCUGUGCACUGGUGGUCGGACUCCUUUCAGAGAUCAUAUAUCAUGUAAAGGUGACUCUGGAGGUGCUGUGUUCAAGAACUACGAGCAUCGCACAAUACAGGUUGCACUGGUCAGCUGGGGAACCAAGGAUUUGUGCAAGUCGGGUGGUGGUCUUGUCGAGUCAGAUGAGACCUCCAGAGAUUUCCAUAUUAAUCUUUUCAGAGUCGUCCCGUUCCUCAAAUCAGUCCUUGGAAAUGACACCCAGGAUGACUACGCACCACUUGAGUUUUUGAGCAGUUAAAUCCAUUUACAUACAUAAUUUUUGUUUCGCCAUGUCAGUUAUAUGAUCUGUGUAUACUGUUUUUCUGAUUGACGCUGAUUUAUUUUCAGACUGUUCAUGAAAAAUAUACAUUUUUCAGAUAAGGGUUUCUCAUCAAAGGCACACAUACAUACACAUGCUCACAGAAUAAAAAGGCAUCACCCAUUGUUCUCAGUUAUGCUGCUCUGUACUUUAUCAUCAUUAAAUUAGUAUCUUCAGUAGCCAACCAGGAUGUAAAGCAGUUAAUAAAUCUGUACAAACCUGUGUAUUAAUGUGUUUGAAGAGAAGCUGCUCUAAUGGUUGAUAGGUGACCCUGGUUCAGGAUUAGUGGCAUGAUCACAUUGUGAUGAAAUAAAUGAGAGACUCUGCCGUAAUGUUCA